AUCUACUGCGGGGCAUACGGUGGACUAAUUAGUUUAGCUCCAACCUGCCGCAGCAUCGGAGGCCGCAUCUGUGUUGCAACUUUAUUAACCGCUCGAGGUUUCAAUCUGCGGCUGUCAAAUUAAAUGAAAUUUACACUUUACCGUUAAAUUGGCAGGCGGCGGAGCAGCAGCAGCAGCAGUGGUGGCGCCAAACAAAAUGUGAUCCCAACUGUCUGGGAUUAUGCUAAAAAUGCUCAAAGUGCGAUAUAAAUUUUUACGAGUGUACGCGUCGAGCUUUUACGACUGUUCAGCGUCGAAGGGCUGUUGUAAAAUUAAAGAGAAUGCUUCUGGGAGGAGGACAAUUUAAAACAAUACAACCUUAAAGGAGCAGGAAAUUGCAUGCAGCUAGGAGGAGCAGGGAGGCGUGCCACUUAAAACUAAUAGACGCCAUUCGGUAACGGUAAUUGCCAGGGCACACGUAAGCAAGUCGCCCCUUCAAAUCCGUUCCCUGGUAGAGCGCCACCUCAUCAUUGUUACGAACAGCCAUGGCCGUUAGCAACAUUGUCUGCGAGUGGCUGCGGGCUCUGGGCCUGGCCCAGUACGCCGAGAGCUUUCUGGACAACGGGUACGAUGACCUGGAGAUCUGCAAGCAGGUGGGCGAUCCUGACCUGGACGCCAUCGGCGUAGAGAAUCCUGCCCAUCGGCACAAGCUGCUGAAGAGUAUUCGAUCGCUGAGGGAGAAGGGAGCUGCCUCCGUAUACUUCAUGCUCAACGAUCCGAACUCGCUAUCCGGCAGUAUGGAAAUUCUGUGUGAAACCCCGCCUAACAACGAACUGGAGCUGGUCCUGCGGGAGCAACUGGAGACGGACGGAGUCCGACUCACGGCGCAUCCCUAUUCAACACCGGACGGACAACGUGGUCAUUUAGAGGGCCUGGCAUCUGUCUAUUGCGAACUGCUAAUGGCUCCCUUCGGGGACAUUUUGGCAGUUUUAGAACAAGCGCGCCAGGCGGCCUGGGCGGAGCGGAGUCCUCUGCACGGUGCUUUGCAUAUGGGCGGCGGUGCCAGCAGUAGCACGGGCGGCAGCAGUGGCGGCGGGGCGAGCGGUGGCAGUGGCGCGAGUAGCGGCGGCGGUCUGCAUCACCGUCAGCAGCAUGGCCAUCGCGGCCACUCGAUGCACGGCGCCGGUCUGCCAAAUUCCCAUAGCCAGCCCAUUUACGUGCCCGGCAAGUACUCGCCCUCCAGUUGUUUGUCGGACAAGGAGGAGGACGAGAUCUACGGGUUCGGCUACGGCGUCUUUGCGCCGAGGGUGGCGCGAGGCGGCCUGACGCAACAGCAGCAUUUGUUGCAGCAGCAAACACUGCAGACGCAGCAGGCCAUACAGCAGCAGCAGUUGCAGCAGCAGCAGCAACACCAGCAACAACAGUUACCAAUCGUGCCAGGCCAACAGCAACCAGCGGGACUUGGACCGCACAAUCACCAGACCCUGCCACCCAAUGUCGCCCACUUGAACUUUGUUCAGCAAAACUGCCUGAGUCCCCGCUCCGCCUACUUCUACGAAUUCCCACCGACAGCUGAGGGACGCGAGACAAAAAAACGCACCACGCUGGCCCGCCUGCUGAAAGGCUUGAAGACUGUCAAUCGGCGGGAUCGCAACAAUCAACAAAAUGGCGCCCAAGCCAGGGCGGCCAACGAUCGUCUGAGGCAUUUUCAAAUGAUAAACGGCGGCGGACAGCAGCACAGUUUCGAGGAGACGAUUCACAGGUUAAAAGUACAAGAGGCCAUGCGGAAGAAGGAAAAAUUCCAGCGUGAACACGAGGAGAUCUUGCGUGACAUCCGACAAGGACUUCUACAAAUGAGUCGAGGCGAAGGACGCAUGGACGAUACGUACAUGUACGAUGAGGCGCUGAGAACCGGGGUCAUGCCCAUCGGAGUGGGUGGAUCGGGUGCCGGAGGAGGUGGUGGCACUGCCGCCCACUACGCAGUCAGUGCGCUGCACCACCAAGGUCAUUGGUACGACGAACCACCCUACGAAAGCGAUCCCGACGACUUCCUCAUGGCCGGACUCAACUGCGGACCGGCGGCCACCAUUCAGGGUGGACGAGUGCGCUUUUCGAACAACCGCGAGAGUACGGGCGUAAUUUCAUUAAGAUCCGCCGGAGAUAUUUCGCUGCCGCAGCGUGGACCGCCGCGCCGAGGUCUUAUCGUGCCGCAGCAGCCGCCAAAUCCACCGACAAUAAUACCCUUAACGCACGCCAGAUCCCACGACCGGGAGAGCGGCGACUAUGCGGGAUCCAUUUCAGACCUCCAAAGCGUUACCUCCAGGCUUAGUGCAGUCUCGAUUGGCACCAACAAUUGCACGGCACGCUAUCGGACGCUUAGCGGCGGAAUCGGGGAGUCGCCCUCACUGUCGCCCAGUCCGUCGUCGGAUUACGAGGACAUCGGAACCGCCAGAGGACAUGGCUGCCUGCCGCCCAGCUUACUGGCUGCUAAGGCCAAAAAGAACGGCAUGGCCCACGGCAAGGCGAACACCAUUUGCCAAAAAGCCACGGUGCAUCACUCGGGCGAUAUGCGUAGCUCGGCAAAGGAAAUUGGCGCAUUUAAUGAGAAUGGACGAAACUUUGUUGCCACAAAGGAUACGUCGAGGGAUUUCAGCAAUUCCCAAGAUAAUACCGACCGUGGCAGCAUGAGCGAUCAGGCGUUCGCCUGCUCGGCCAGCUCAGUCGAAAGUUUGCCCAGCGCUUCCGGUUCGAGCACUCAGGCUCUGGUUCGUCCCGGCAGUCCACACAGCUCCAUUUCGGCCGAGGAUCGCACUUCGAUGACCGGCAGCAGCAUUUGCAAGGCCAAGGCCCUGGUGGAUAGUUUGCCCAAUCCCUACGACAAGGAGGCUCUCAAAUUCAAGAAAGGCGACCUCAUCGAUGUCCUCUCCAUGAAUGCAUCCGGUAUCUGGAAGGGACGCUGCCACGGCCGUGUGGGCCACUUCAAGUUCAUCAACGUGGAGGUCCUGCCGGAGCAGCGCAUGAAGAACUCCAGCAGCAAGACCCUGGGCCAUCCCAGCUCCCGGAUGGCCAAUUCUGGAAAUGGAAGCAACAACGGAGGCGGCGGGGGACCCAAUUCGGUGGAGGAUCUGCUCAUUCGCAUCGGACUCAAAGAGUACACUUCCGUGUUCGUGCUCAACGGCUACGAGGACCUGGAGCUUUUCAAGGAGCUGGAACCCGCUGAUCUGGACUACCUGGGCAUUCUCAACCAGGAGCACCGCGCCAAGCUGCUGACGGCUGUGCAGCUGCUGCAUGACAUUGAAUCUGCCAAUUUCGCCCGCACAGGCUCCGACGUGGACAUAGCCGGCUCCAGCUCAGAGAACGAUGAGGCCCGACUGAACAACAUCAACAAGAAGCACGGAGCCUCACCCUUUGGAAGGCGCCACUUUCCCCGGGACUCUGGGUGCUACGAAGGAUCUCCACUGCCCAGCUCCCAGACACCCACGCAGGCGGUGAACUCCACGGACGAGUCCAACAGCCUGGACGAUGUGGUAACCAAGUGCUCCAGCGAAAUUAUGAAACGCGUGGAGAGCGCCCGUCGGUGCAAGGACAACCCCUUUAAAAGCACCCUGCCCGGAGCCGGCGGUGGACGACUGGGCAAGAAGUCCUUUCUCGGCGGCGGCGGCCUUAUGGCGGACGAUACGCUCACGCGUGGAGGGCUUAGCGAGAAGUCGAGCGACUCGGGGGUCAGCAGCAGUUCGCUAUCGUCGGGUCCGCUGAAGAGCAGCACUUAACAUUUGCCCACCAUUCUAGCCCACGAGCUGCUCCUGGGCGUGGGCGCGGGCAUGGGCAUCGGUGGAACAGGCACCCUGACGCCACACGGUAUCGGAGCCACCUCGCCCACCACCCACUCAGCACCGCUGGGCAACAUCUGCAACACUCUGCCGCAUGCUCCCAGUUCUUCCUCCGGCGGGGGAGGCCUCUCCUCGAUGGCCGGCAAUCUGCCUCUUAACCGCAACCUGGUGAUGCUUCGCAACCACUUGCGGAAGAACACAAGCGGCGGAAGUGGCCUCGGAGGUCUAUCAGGAUGUGGCGGAGGAACCGGGGGCGUGGGAAUGCAGUUGCUGCAUGACCAGGAUGACCGGCAGGAGGAUCAAUAACCCAUUUACUACAUCAAGUUCUUAGUUUAGUCUCCGGUUGAGUUAGGUGUAUUUCAAUUGCUGUGAUUCGAUAGUGAAAACAAAAGGCCAAGACGCGUCUUUCAGUUCAAAUGUAUAGUAUGUAUAAACAGAGAGAUAGACAGAUGGGUAGGGAAUGGGAAAGCUAGAGCUUAGGCUAGAAGGAGCGAUAUGGAGAUGAAGAGUCAGAGUCAGAGUCAGUCAAUCCUUCCUCCGAUAAUGUUGGCAUUUACACAAAAAUAUACAUAAUACACAGACAUAUUUAUAUUAAACAGACUUAUAUACACAGACCUCUGGAGAAAGCCGGGGGGAAUUUUUAUAUAACUAGUGAAGUAGAACGAGAAUGUUUGAAAUUAUUUUGACUGUUUUAGUUAGCCUCGAGAUAUGUAAAUGAGACUUGUUUGAUUUGCCAUUUGUUUACUAUUCAAUUGCUUUGUGUGUGCAUAUUUCUCAACGUGAUAUUGUGAAAACGUCCAACUUGAAUUGCAUUUUACAUAGGUUUAUUUCCAACAACAACAUAACACACACAUGAAGACAACACUGAACUUGAUUCCUAUUUUAGGGCGCUACAUCCGAGUGCAAGCAAUAGACCAAUUCAAUUUUAAAUAACAAAUCAUAAUAUUUACACAACAACAAUGGAAAUCAAGAGCGAAGAAACGAAACGAAAGGAUAACACCAACUGCCAUUCAAACUAAUUUUAAUAUGUUAUAAAUGUAAAGAGGAAUCCGUCAGAAACUUGUAAAAUUAAUGCCGAAAUUGCCAAAAUCGAGCAAAUAUUCAAUGUACGCUAAGCAAUAUUUUAAAUCGUAGCCAGAGCCGUCGUCAAAAAGGGAUCUAGCAUGUGUGUAUAUAUAGGACAACGAUCCAGUUAGGACUUAUUAAUAUGGCACUCUCUUGUAGAAGGCAUAAUAAAAGGUAUCCACUAUGAGCGAUGCUUUCGAGAUAAUCAAAAAAGCAGACAAUGAAAUUAGUCAGGCAGCGCAAAUGUUUUUAAUCAGUUUUCCAGCAACUAGUUAAAUGAAUGAAUGAAUAUUUAUCACGGCACAACUACUACGAAUAUAUUUAUAUAUAUUAUAUAUUAAUUAAAAAUCUAAACUGAUCGAAAUACAUAUUAAAGCAUAGCAUACCCUAGCGUAGAGUACAUUAUAUUAGCAAUUGACUUAAAUUAAUGUAAAUGAGUUUAUUUCGGAAACGCUUUGACUUCUACUCAGAUCGUAAAAUUUAACCUGAAAAUAUUUGUGAGCUAAGAUACCGAUAUUCGUACAUUGUAACACAUUAACUUUAAUCCAAAAUAAAGUGAAUUAAAUUAAAUAAAGAAGAGAAAGGAGUCGCACGUGUUACAGCCAGACAAGGGAAACGAGAGUAUAUUUGGGAGCGCUGAUGGAGAUAUUGGAUACGGUGCAUUUUUUAAUCUACCUAUCCAAAACUACGUUUAAGUGUUUAAAUUGUAAAUUGUAAUAAAGUCAAAGCAAAGAGUAUUUAUAUAUAUUUGGAGACUCGAAGUGAGAAACAAGAACCCAACCACAAAACACACAAACCACACUCUCAUGUGCUAGCAUUUUCUAAUUAUCACUGUAAAAUGAUGUAAUGUAUAGAAAGAAUAUAAAAGCAAUAUUAAAGUUUAAUCUUAAAAGAAAUUCACACGAUAACGAUUGCGGGAAAACAAACCCAUAAAAUUCCAUUUCAACACAGAGCGCAAACUAAAGUAUUCAGAGUUCAGUACAUUUUAGAAGAAAUUUUCAACAAAAAAAACACAAGAAUUACAAAGGAGCGAGAAUUCAUGUUUAUGGAUAAAUCAAAUUAAAAUUCUUUAAAUAAAAAUGAACAUAUCUAAAAAGUAAA
Molecule: messenger RNA, 5975 nt
Organism: Drosophila bipectinata
Lineage: Eukaryota; Metazoa; Arthropoda; Insecta; Diptera; Drosophilidae
Source: RefSeq, a predicted model, not a curated record